GGAUGCUUAAUUUGAUCGAUCAAUUUGAUACUUUCAAUUUUCUGAUAAGUUUUUAUUGAGUGUUAGCAGGUGCAAAUUAAUAGCUUAACUUGUGUAAUGGGUUGGCUUAGCAAAAUUUUUAAGGGCUCUAGCCAUAAGACUUCAGAGGGACAAUAUGAUUGGAAUGAGAGAUAUGUAGAAGACACAGUUGGAAUAGGGACAUCGAGUUCAGGGGGGGCUUGGACAGAGAUUGAAGAUAUAGAUAAGGCUAUUGCAUUGUCACUUUCUGAAGAUGAUCAAAAGAGAAAACCUAAGAUUGAUAAUGAGUAUCAACUGAAGGAAGACGAACAGCUUGCGAAAGCUAUACAAGCAAGUUUAAAUAUUGAGUCUCCUCCUCGAUAUGGAAAUGGACAUAUUUAUCAACCUAUGCCUCUUCCUUACUCAGUAGGGCUCAGGGUUUGUGCUGGUUGCAACAGAGAGAUAGGAUAUGGAAGAUUCUUGAACUGCAUUGGUGGAGUUUGGCAUCCAGAAUGCUUUAGAUGUCAUGCUUGUAAACACCCAAUUUCAGAUUAUGAGUUUUCUAUUUCAGGAAGCUAUCCAUACCAUAAAUCUUGCUACAAGGAUAAACACCACCCAAAAUGUGAUGUUUGUAAACAAUUUAUUUCCACAAAUGCUGCAGGUCUUAUAGAAUAUAGGGCUCAUCCAUUCUGGGUCCAGAAAUACUGUCCCACCCAUGAGCACGAUGGAACACCUAGGUGCUGUAGUUGUGAGCGAAUGGAGCCAAGGGAUACUACUUACGUUGCUCUAAAUGAUGGACGAAAGCUCUGUCUGGAGUGUUUAGAUUCAGUUAUCAUGGACACAAAUCAAUGUCAACCUCUUUACCUUGACAUACAAAAUUUUUAUGAAAGCUUGGAUAUGAAAGUGGAGCAGCAGGUUCCUUUGCUUUUAGUUGAAAGACAAGCACUAAACGAAGCCAUGGAUGGAGAAAAACAUGGCCAUCAUCACAUGCCCGAGACUAGAGGUUUAUGCCUUUCUGAAGAACAGACUGUUAGCACUAUUCGGAAAAGACCCAAGAUUGGGACAGGAAAUAAAGUCAUGGGCAUGAUAACAGAGCCUUUUAAACUCACACGACGAUGUGAUGUUACAGCAAUUCUAGUCUUGUAUGGUCUUCCAAGGUUACUGACUGGGUCAAUCUUGGCUCAUGAAAUGAUGCAUGCAUGGCUACGACUUAAAGGUUACCGAACUCUAAGCCAAGAUGUAGAAGAAGGUAUCUGUCAAGUGCUAGCUCACUUUUGGUUGCAAUCUCAGCUAAAAUCGCUAUCAAGUGACGUGGCAUCCACGUCAUCGAACCAGAGAGGGAGAUCUCCGUUUGAGAAGAAGCUUGGUGAGUUUUUCAAGCAUCAGAUCGAAGUGGACACAUCUUUGGUAUAUGGAAAUGGAUUCAGAGCAGGAAAUCAGGCAGUUAUGAAAUAUGGGCUUAGAACUACACUUGAUCAUAUUUGGAUGACAGGAAACUUCCCUUAUUGAAAAUUAUUUUGAUUUUGUGGUUCAUUCUUUUGUAAAAUAGAAGAGGAAGGAUUGAUUGAUUGAUUGAUUUAUUAUGGCUGAUUCAUUUUUAGAAUCCUUGGCCAGUUUGGUAGAAAUUAGGAAGGGGAGGGUUUUUGUUUUGUCUAGAAUCCCUUUUAGAUAGUUCCAUUAUACAUACACUUUGAAGAACUUAAUAAUAAAAUAAAACCAUGUUUCUAUUUUAAUUUUUGCCCUUCUUUCUGUCUCUA
Impatiens glandulifera is the source of this 1754-nucleotide messenger RNA. Its product is annotated as protein DA1-like. The transcript has 11 exons. Gene Ontology annotation, molecular function: ubiquitin binding. Bases 97 to 1506 code for a protein of 469 amino acids. NCBI's taxonomy places the organism in Eukaryota, Viridiplantae, Streptophyta, Magnoliopsida, Ericales, Balsaminaceae. The record is from RefSeq and is a predicted model, not a curated record.